Fonsecaea pedrosoi CBS 271.37 is the source of this 237-nucleotide messenger RNA. RefSeq lists its product as uncharacterized. Gene Ontology annotation, molecular function: oxidoreductase activity, acting on the CH-CH group of donors. The coding region runs from base 1 to 237 and encodes 78 amino acids. NCBI's taxonomy places the organism in Eukaryota, Fungi, Ascomycota, Eurotiomycetes, Chaetothyriales, Herpotrichiellaceae. The transcript has a single exon. The record is from RefSeq and is a predicted model, not a curated record.
AUGCAGGAGAAGUUUGCCUUCCUGCAGGUGACGGAGGACAAGCCACAGGGAGAAUCAGGGGAUGGCGAGGAACUCGUGUUCAAUGGUUCCAAGUUCUUCAAUACUGGAGGCGUCGUGUCCGAUGCCACGAUUCUCGAGGGCGUGUUAGAUGGUACCGAGGACCAUAUUUUCACCAUUGUACCCACAAAACAGCCCGGAAUUCAGUUUGGCCAUGACUGGGACAACAUUGGCAUGUGA